Penicillium subrubescens is the source of this 1302-nucleotide messenger RNA. Its product is annotated as metalloendopeptidase WSS1. The record is from RefSeq and is a predicted model, not a curated record. The transcript is spliced from 2 exons. NCBI's taxonomy places the organism in Eukaryota, Fungi, Ascomycota, Eurotiomycetes, Eurotiales, Aspergillaceae. Bases 1 to 1302 code for a protein of 433 amino acids.
AUGCGAGAACUAGACGCCCUUAUUUCCGAGUAUCGCCAUGAGAAGAAACGCCCCCGCGAAUCGGAGGCGCUUUUUAUCCUGCGCAAAGUUGCCUCCUUGGUUAAACCCAUUAUGCGUCAACGCGCGUGGAGAGUCGGCGCGCUAUGCGAGUUCUACCCAACGCAGAAAAACCUCUUGGGGUUGAAUGUCAACUAUGGUCAGAAAAUCUGCCUGAGGCUACGGUAUCCUUCCGACCAGCGGCAAUUUCUGCCCAUCGAACAGGUCGUGGAUACGAUGCUGCACGAAUUGUGUCAUAUUGUGCAUGGCCCGCAUGACCGCCAGUUUCAUGCACUUUGGAACCAACUUCGAGACGAGCAUGAGGAACUCGUCAUGAAGGGUUAUACUGGCGAGGGCUUCCUAUCUCAAGGCAAACGUCUUGGUGGAAGCAGAAUCCCGCUCGAUGAAGCCCGCCGUCAAGCGCGCGCAGCUGCUGAGCAACGAAGGGUUCUGACUAAGAACUCCGGCAAAAGACUCGGCGGUGCUCCCGUUCUCCGGGGUACAGACAUGCGCAAGCUUCGUGCAGAUGCUGCUCAACGACGUAUCGAGGUUACUAAUGGAUGUGCCUCGGGAACCGACCGGAGCGAAGAGCUUGCCGAGGAGGCUUCUAGGAAUGGGUUUAGGACACAGGCAGAAGAGGAUGAUGCGAACGAGCAAGCUAUCUUGCAAGCCUUUAUUGAACUGAUCCAAGAAGAGGAACGAGAGAAAUACGGGGACUCGUACAUUGCUCCGAGUCAAGAGAAUCCGGCCGGCCCGAGAACGCAUGAACCACCGGACACAUCUGAUUCUACUGGGACAGCGAAGAAACCAGACCCCGGGGUACCCCCAGAGCCGACACCUGGCACUUUAAAAUUCGCCGCAGACAACAACACGUACGAGUCACCGUGGACAUGUACAACCUGUACCCUGGAAAACCCACCAAACUUCCUAUGUUGUGAUGUAUGUGCUGCCGAACGGCCGGUCCCCUCAGUGGACAAGCCCGCUGUCAUCCCACGGCAGCAAGCGCCAGCUGUACGUGCAAAACCAGAGCUGGAACGAUCGAAGAAACGAGUCUUGCAAAUCGACGGAGAGGAAGAGAAAAAUGAAGCUACCCCCAGAAAUAAUUUUAAUUUUAAGAACCGCACUCGGGCGUUGGAUACACUUGCUUCAAUCCACCGCGACGCGAGUAAACGACCACUGGGCUGGUUAUGUGAGCAAUGUGGGAGUUUCAUGGAGAGCCAGUGGUGGACUUGCUCCUGUUGUGGGAAAUUGAAGCCGUCAUCUUGA